CUGUGACGUCAGCGGUUGAAAACAAAAACAAAUCUUCGUCUUGCAACAUCUCUGUUGUUGUUGUUCCCGCUGUUUUGUGGUGUUUUUGGCCUUUAUAACGCUUCGGCAUCGUCUCUGUUCUACGUGUGAAUGGUCCUCCGUUGGGUUUAUGUGAAGCUGUAGUUAACCGAAUAUUGGAGUCGAUCCGCCAUGGCUCAGCAGAGAGGAGUCAACAGCCUGCAGUUCAACCAGGACCAGAGCUGUUUCUGCUGUGCUAUGGAGACUGGAGUCAGGAUUUAUAACGUGGAGCCCCUGAUGGAGAAAGGACACCUGGACCAUGAACAGGUGGGCAGUGUCGCGCUGUGCUCCAUGCUGCAUCGCUCCAACCUGCUCGCUAUUGUUGGAGGAGGAGUCAACCCCAAAUUCUCAGAAAUAUCAGUGCUGAUCUGGGACGAUGCUCGAGAGUCCAGAGACCCCAAAGACAAACUGGUGCUGGAGUUCACCUUCACUAAACCCGUGUUAGCGGUCCGUAUGAGGCAUGACAAGAUCAUCAUCGUCCUAAAGAACAGGAUCUAUGUGUACAGCUUCCCUGAUAACCCUGUCAAACUUUUCGAGUUUGACACCAGAGACAACCCCAAAGGCCUGUGUGAUUUAUGUCCCAGUCUGGAGAAACAGCUGUUGGUGUUUCCGGGUCAUAAAUGCGGCAGCCUGCAGCUCGUUGAUUUGUCCAACACCAAGCCGGGUACAUCAUCCGCCCCGUUCACCAUCAACGCUCACCAGAGCGAGAUCGCCUGCGUGGCUCUGAAUCAGCCCGGCAGCGUGGCGGCUUCGGCCUCGCGUAAAGGAACGCUGAUCCGCCUGUUUGACACGACGACCAGAGACAAGCUGGUGGAGCUACGCAGAGGAACCGACCCCGCCACUCUCUACUGCAUCAACUUCAGCCACGACUCGUCCUUCCUCUGCGCCUCUAGUGACAAAGGAACCGUUCACAUCUUUGCCCUCAAAGACACCAAACUCAACCGCCGCUCUGCGCUGGCUCGCGUGGGGAAGGUGGGCCCUGUGAUUGGUCAAUACGUGGACAGUCAGUGGUCGUUGGCCAGCUUCACCGUGCCGGCUGAGUGUGCCUGUAUCUGUGCUUUUGGAAAGAACACGUCCAAGAACGUCAACUCUGUCAUCGCCAUAUGCGUGGACGGGACCUUCCAUAAGUACGUGUUCACCCCUGACGGAAACUGCAACCGAGAAGCCUUCGACGUGUACCUGGACAUAUGUGACGAUGACGACUUCUGAGGGGGGGCAGAGGGUGAGAGGAAGAGGAGGAGACGCGAUGACAAAUGGAAACGACUGAAGAUCACGACGAUGGAAGGGCAGAUGGGAAGCAGCCGGAGAAUCACAGACUUUAUGCUGCUUUCAGAGUGUUUGUAAUCACUUAAAUCUACAUGAUGUAGCAGUGUGAAUAUCAUCAGUUUUAUAUUAGCCUGGAUGAUUGUUGAAGCAGGAGUCUGGCCGCUUUAUGUGGAGAAAAACCCUCAAAGAUUCACUGAAACCCCUGAGACGACAGACUGUAUUUAUGGGCAGAAACAUGUCAAAAACAAGCUGAUAUUAAAACGCACUUUUAUAAGAAAUUGUACCUAAAUGUGUGGUUUAAUUUAAGUUUCUUUCUAGGAUUUUUUUUUUUUAAAUGAAGCUUUUAAAUGUAGGAGAUACCUUAGACGGGCUACAUGCUAGAUCAGGGGUGUCCUAAAAAGACCCUGAGGUUUAAAGCUCAAAUAUUUUACCCCUUUUAGUCAAGUUUACAUCGGUCUCAGAGGUC
This is a messenger RNA of Cheilinus undulatus (humphead wrasse), 1789 nucleotides long. It is a transcript of the gene wdr45, whose product is annotated as WD repeat domain 45. Gene Ontology annotation, biological process: nucleophagy; autophagy of mitochondrion; protein lipidation. Gene Ontology annotation, cellular component: phagophore assembly site membrane; cytosol; extrinsic component of membrane. NCBI's taxonomy places the organism in Eukaryota, Metazoa, Chordata, Actinopteri, Labriformes, Labridae. The record is from RefSeq and is a predicted model, not a curated record. Gene Ontology annotation, molecular function: phosphatidylinositol-3,5-bisphosphate binding; protein binding; phosphatidylinositol-3-phosphate binding. The transcript has 11 exons. Bases 190 to 1266 code for a protein of 358 amino acids.